UUGAAAAUCUGAAAUAAAUUUGUUGAGAAUUUCAAGAAAAUGAAGACCAUGAAAGGAAAACUACUCAAGAAACUAAAGACAAUCAAAACAAUUGGGUAUUUAAAACCAGAAAGAAUCCUUCAUUCAAAUGCAUCAGAUGGGUAUAUUCAGUAUACUUCACCACCAAAAUCAACAAAUUCUCAGUUUCAUUGUCAAUCUCCAUUAACACCUGUCCAACUCCAUGAAGAUCCCAAAAAGAAUGUUGUACAAGAUCAAGAAGCUGAGAUUAUUGAUGUUUCUGAGCUAAUGAAAGACCUCGAAGAUCAAGAAAUGGAGGUUGAAGAAGACGAAAUCGACGAUAAAGAGAACAUAAGGCCUGCUACAAAUGUGAAAAAGUCUCAACCUUUGAGAGAAAAUAUUGAGAAUUGUAGCCCACUGAAGCCAAAAAAUGAGAGUUUUGAUGGGAAUUCUUUUACCCCUUUAUUAGACUUUGAUGUGUUGAAUUUUAGGCGACCUGAUUUGGAUUUGGGUACACUUUUUGAUCCAAAUAUUCUUGCUGCAUUUGAGGAAGCAGUCAUGGUUGUUAAAGCUCAAGAAGCAGAGAGAAAAGCCAAGAUUGAGGAAAAGAUUUUCAAACCACUAGAAGAAAGAAAAGAAGAAGAAGAUGAUGAAGAAAAGGAACCGCCUUUAAAAACUCGAAAAAUCGAGGAAACUAUAGACCCCUUAUUGGAGUUUAAAGAAAAGUGUCUACCAGGAGGAUGUGAUUCAGUGAUUCUGUACACAACAGGUCUUAGAGGGAUACGAAAAACGUUCGAGGACUGUGAUAGUAUUCGAUUUCUAUUAGAGAAUUUUCGUGUUAUGUUCUUCGAGAGGGAUAUUUCGAUGCAUUCUGAGUUUAAGGAAGAGUUAUGGAGAAUUAUGGAUGGGAAAGUGGUGCCACCAAGGUUGUUUAUUAAAGGAAGAUAUAUUGGUGGAGCUGAAGAAGUAGUGACAUUGCAUGAACAAGGGAAGUUUAGGCCACUUCUAGAAGGAAUUCCUAUUGAUAGUUUUCAAUGUCCAUGUGAAGGGUGUGCUGGAAUGAGGUUUAUUAUGUGUUUCAAAUGCAAUGGCAGCCAGAAAAUUGUACAGCUAGCCUUUGUUACUGUACUACUGCAAAAAUUUCAGCUGGAAACAGGUGCUGUACUUCAGGCAGCAAAGUGCAAUGGCAACAUAUGGAAAAUGUAUGGUAAAGGUUGUAGCAUAACUUCUUCCGCUAAGAAUGGAACUGCUGAAGUUAAAAUAAGGGAUAAGACCAAAGGGGCAAUGCUGUUACAGAAAGCUAAAGAAAUAGCACGAAAGUGUAAAUUGAAGGAAAUGCAUAAUGAUUCAGAACUGCACUACUCCUGUUCAAAAUCUAAGGGUGCAAAUGGUGGCAAGCUACGUAAGCCAGCUGCUCGAGCAAAUUCUGAUGAUAACUAUGUAUUUUGUCCAGCAGCUGUGGAUACUCGGCGUGCAAAUUUCAGGCAUUUUCGGCUCCAUAUGCUUAAGGGUGAACCAGUUGUGGUAACUAACGUUCUUGAUAAUGCAUUGGGAUUGAGCUGGCAACCUAUGUUUUUCAAAGGAUACAUGGAGGGUCGUUUUGACAGUUAUGGGUGGCCUCAACUCUUAAAGUUGAAUGACUGGCUGCCAUCAGGUCUAUUUGAUGAGCGACUGCCACGUCAUGGUGCCAAAUUUUCUAGUUGUUUACCUUUUAUGGAAUAUACGCAUCCUCAAUAUGGCUAUCUCAAUCUCGCUCUAAGACAUCCUGAUAACUGUUCGAAGCCAGAUUUGGGGCCUAAGGCAUACAUUGCUUAUGAUUUUCCUGAGGAGCUUGGACGUGGAGACUCGGUCACCAAACUACACUAUGCUGUGACUGAUACAGUUAGUGUGUUGAUGCACACGCAAGCAGUGGUCCCAACAGUUGAACAAUUCUCGGCCAUAGAGAACUUGAAACAGAUUCACAAAGCGCAGGAUCAAAGGGAAUUUGGAGCUGAUGCUAAUAGGAUGCAUGAGAGUAAAUCUGAGAAUAAGAAGUAUAGCCAGGAAAGUGUAAAAGCUGAGUGUGAAUCAGACACAAAUGUUAUAGACUUUGAACCGAGAUUGCCACAAAUAAAUAAGAACUGUGAAAUGGAUAACAGUAGCACCAUCUAA
Messenger RNA from Lycium barbarum (goji berry), 2148 nucleotides. RefSeq lists its product as uncharacterized. The coding region runs from base 40 to 2148 and encodes 702 amino acids. Gene Ontology annotation, biological process: regulation of transcription by RNA polymerase II. The record is from RefSeq and is a predicted model, not a curated record. NCBI's taxonomy places the organism in Eukaryota, Viridiplantae, Streptophyta, Magnoliopsida, Solanales, Solanaceae. Gene Ontology annotation, cellular component: histone deacetylase complex; chromatin. Gene Ontology annotation, molecular function: transcription coregulator activity; chromatin DNA binding; histone H3K9 demethylase activity. The transcript has 5 exons.